AUGGGAAAUCCCAGAGCAGCGAAAGCAUUGAAGGAGGCUGAGGUGGAGCCAGAGCUGGAGGCACAAGUUGCAAUGUUAGCCAUUCAACUGGGCAUGUUGGAAGACGCAGAGAAGCUGUACAGGUCCUGCGAGCGCUUCGACCUCCUCAACAGCUUCUACCAGGUUUCAGGAGAUUGGGCCAAAGCGCUGGAUCUGGCAGAGACUCAGGACCGCAUCCACCUCCGCACCACCUACUACAACUAUGCAAAGUACCUUGAGAGUGUUGGGAACAAAAGCCAGGCCAUCACAUUCUUUGAGAAAUCCGACAGCCACAGGGUAGAAGUGCCGAGGAUGCUUCAGGACGACACAGCCUUGUUAGAAGUCUAUGUGAACAAAAUGAGAGACAAGAACAUCUAUAAAUGGUGGGCGCAGUAUCUGGAGAGUCAGUCCGACAUGGACGAAGCUCUGCGUUACUAUGAACUGGCUCAGGAUUAUCUUUCUCUAGUUCGGGUUUUCUGCUACAUGGGAAAUAUUCAGAAGGCGUCUGAGAUUGCCAACGACACCGGGGACAGAGCAGCGUCCUACCAUCUGGCCCGACACUACGAAGGACAUGAGGACAUCAAGCAGGCCGUCCACUUCUACACUCGAGCCCAGGCCUACAACAACGCCAUACGGCUCUGUAAGGAGAACGGUUUAGACGACCAGCUGAUGAACCUGGCUCUGCUCAGUAACCCAGAAGACAUGAUGGAGGCGGCCAGCUACUACGAGGAGAAAGGCUCUCACACAGACCGAGCCGUGGCUCUGUACCACAAGGCAGGUUAUGUGUCCAAAGCUGUGGAGCUGGCCUUCGCCACAGAGCAGUUCUCUGCUCUGCAGCUCAUCGCAGAAGGUCUGGACGAGGCCUCAGACCCUGCUCUGCUGGAGCGCUGCUCGGACUUUUUCAUCUCACAUUCUCAGCACGAGAAGGCUGUGGAGUUACUGGUGGCAGCUAAGAAGUAUCAGGAGGCGCUGGAGCUGUGUGUGAGCCAGAACCUGACCGUCACCGAGGAGCUGGCUGAGAAGAUGACAGUGAACAAGUUAAAGGACAUGUCCGAGGAGCCGCGGAAGGAGCUGCUGGAGAGGAUCGCAGACUGCUGCAUGCGUCAGGGCAACUACCACCUGGCAACCAAGAAGUACACUCAGGCUGGGAACAAGCUCAAGGCAAUGAGGGCUCUUCUGAAAUCUGGGGACACCGAGAAAAUUGUCUUCUUUGCCAACGUUUGUCGUCAUAAAGACCUUUUCAUCAUGGCCGCCAACUACCUGCAGUCGCUGGACUGGAGGACGGACCCCGACAUCCUCAAAACAAUCAUAGGUUUCUACACAAAAGGCAGAGCUCCAGAGCUGCUGGCGGGUUUCUACGAAGCCUGCGCUCAGGUCGAAAUUGAUGAUUACCAAAAUUAUGAAAAAGCACUUGAUGCUCUGACUGAGGCUUAUAAGUGCCUUUCAAAAGCCAAAGAUUCUUCUGGAAAACAUGAAGUCAAACUGUCCAACAUGCAACACAAGAUCAAGCUGAUGAAGAUGUUUGUGCACGUGCGCAGGUUGUACGUGGAGAACCCUGUGGAGGCCGUGCGUGUGUGUGAGGCCUUGUUAGAGGAGGACGACCUGGACCCAGCAGUGCGAGUGGGAGAUGUGUUUGGUUUCCUGGUGGAUCACUACUGUCAGCAGGGACAGUACCAGACGGCGUACCGCAGAUUAGAGGAGCUGCAGAAACUGUUGCCGUCCCAAAACCUGAGGUUCUACAUCAGUCAGAAGAGUCUGGAGUCUCUGCAGCGAGAGCUGGGCGUGAUCCUGGAGCAGUCUGAGCAGGAGGUCAUCAUGAAGGACGAGGACGAGGUGGUGGAGGAGCUGCACGAGUCUCUCUCAUGA
Messenger RNA from Knipowitschia caucasica, 1884 nucleotides. The record is from the annotation of a GenBank genome assembly. Lineage: Eukaryota; Metazoa; Chordata; Actinopteri; Gobiiformes; Gobiidae.